GCAAGUAUGCGCAAGAACGACAUUUGCUUUCUAACAUUUGCUUUCUAUCCAAACCAUCGAACGCUCCCGAAGGCUCUCCUGAUUAUGCCGCUGGUUCGUUUAGUAUGUUUGCGUCUUUGUGCAACUGUUGGGGUCUGCCCGCCAGUGACUUUAAAUAGUCAACUCUAUCACCAUCAUCCUAUUCUGCCUUAUCAUAUUUGUCUUGCCUGCACACAUCCACUAUGAACUCGGUAAUACUUCUCGCAUCGAACCUUCAUUGUCCGUCUUGUGUCUCCUACGUCCAGGACGUCCUGUCUCACCUGCUAGGAAUCUCAUCUGCAAACGAGGUGUCCCUAAUAAGCCAAACUAUACGGGUUGUAUUUAACAGCAAGAUCAUCAACUAUCAGUCAAUCACCGACGCCUUGACUGCAUCGGCUUUCGACGUACAACAUGUUUCCGUUUUCGACAACCAUGGACGACUAGCUGAAGAGCACGAUCUUGCAACAAGAAUCAACCACAGCGAGGCAUCGCGGGUGCGAUUCCAACAGAAGCACAUGGAGAAUUGCAAUUCUUGCCAGAAAGAAUGGGGGAGUGGCGGUGCCUCGCCAGUGCUUUCUACAAGAUCGACCGCUGCCGCUACGGGUUCUAAUGACAACCCGACUGUGAUCGAUAUUGAUGGUCCGUCCGAAUACGACUCAUCCACCACGUACACUGCAUCACUGUCGAUCGAAGGAAUGAGCUGUGGUAGCUGUAUCGGGAAGAUUACAGCAGGGCUGGAGGGGCUACCGUUCGUCACGAAGGUCAACAUCGAUCUGCUCACCAACAGCGGCGCCGUUGAAUUUCGUGGGAAGAUCAACGUAGACCCGAUAUUGGAGAAGGUCAGCGACCUAGGCUACAAUGCAACACUCGUCGAACUAGUAGAACCGAGGCCGAAGUCGACUCCUACCUACACUGCGUCGCUAUCGAUUGAAGGAAUGAGCUGUGGAAGUUGUAUCGGCAAAAUCACUGCAGGGCUGGAGGGGCUGCCCUUCGUCACGACUGCCAACAUCGAUUUGCUAACGAGCAGCGGGUCAGUGGAGUUUCGAGGGGACAAGAAGAAUCUAGACCUGAUAUUAGACAAGUUUAGCGAUAUGGGCUAUCGUGCAACGGUCGUUGAAUUAGUCGAGCCGAAGUCCAGUCUUGCUUCACAAGAGCGGGUAGUCGACCUCCAGAUCGACGGUAUGCACUGCAUUCGCUGUCCGGAGAGGGUCGUAAAGGUUUUGGACGAGUUACGUUCUGAAAUGGGGGUUGCUUCCAACCUCCGCAUAUCAAGGCCGCCCUCUUCCACGGAUCCCCGCGUGCAGAUCACGUACAAACCGUCCUUGUCGGAAGGCCUUACAAUCCGCUGCUUUAUCUCCACCAUUCAAUCCGUCGACUCGGAAUUCUCAGUCUAUGUGUACCACCCCCCCACCAUCGAAGAACGGUCGAGACGAAUCCAGCACCAGCAGAGGCGUUCAAUCUUGUGGCGUCUAGUGUUCGCCGGGAUUGUUGCUAUACCUUCGUUGAUCAUCGGCGUCGUCUAUAUGGCCCUUGUUCCAGGCGAUAAUCCUACAAGGAUGUGGUUUGAGGAGCCCAUGUGGGCUGGGAAUGCGACGCGGAUGGAAUGGGCACUGCUCAUCCUGACGACGCCCGUCAUGUUCUUUGGCACGGAUCUAUUCCACCGACGUGCGUUCAAAGAGAUCUGGGCCAUGUGGAAACCGAACAGUGUCGUUCCAAUGCUACGUCGAUUCUAUCGCUUUGGUAGCAUGAAUAUGCUGAUAAGCGUCGGCACGAUGGUCGCGUACGUUUCGUCCCUUGCGGUCCUCAUCAUGAACGCUACGCAGAAAACCGAGAGACACCAUUCGAUGAGGAUGUCUUCGUCUUACUUCGACGUUAUCACGUUCUUGACAUUUUUUAUUCUCAUGGGCCAAUAUCUCGAAGCGUAUAGCAAGGCCAAAACCGGAGAUGCUGUUGCUAUGCUGAGCAAGCUUCGACCAAGCCAAGCCCUCCUUGUGGGGAAAGACCGCGAAGUGCAGAAGGUUCCUGUUGAUCAGCUGGAAGUUGGCGAUGUGGUCCAGAUCCCACGGGGAACUUCCCCGCCGGCAGACGGUACGGUCGAGCAGGACGGUUCCUUCUCCUUCGACGAAAGUUCACUUACCGGCGAAUCGAAGCCCGUCCGAAAGACCAAAGGAGACACCGUCUUUACUGGGACUGUUAACGUGGCCGAUCCUGUGGAAAUCAAAGUCACAGAACUUGGUGGUGCCUCUAUGCUCGAUCAGAUCAUCGAAGUCGUAAGGGGGGGCCAGGCCAAACGUGCUCCCAUCGAGCGAUUUGCUGAUGUUCUGACUGGUUACUUUGUACCUGUCGUUACUCUACUUGCAAUUGUAACAUGGGUGACCUGGCUUAGCCUCGGUCUCUCUGGCAAGUUGCCCGAUGCUUGGCUUGAUUCUGCGCAGGGAGGGUGGGCGUUCUGGUCCCUGGAGUUCGCCAUAGCGGUUUUCGUGGUUGCAUGUCCAUGUGGCAUCGGCCUCGCUGCUCCCACGGCACUGUUUGUUGGAGGGGGCCUCGCUGCUAAGCAGGGCAUCUUGGUGCAGGGUGGGGGCCAGGCCUUCCAGGAAGCAUCUAACUUAAGUGUGAUGGUCUUCGAUAAGACCGGCACGCUGACCCAGGGUCAGAUGAAGGUUACGGACUACGAACAACUCGAUCCAGACACUAGCAAAGAUAGGCUAUUCUCCAUGGCGCGGGAAAUGGAAUGUAUCUCCAGCCACCCGAUUGCUCAGGCCAUAACUACGUUUUGUGCCUCCAGCUCGGAAGAGGUGACCAUGUCGGACAUCCGAGAGAUACCGGGUCAUGGUAUGACGGCGAGGUUCACAUUCGGUUCGGAGUCGGGGGAGCAUGCCGUGGAAGCUGCCAUUGGAAAUGGAAAACUCCUUGAUCUCCUCAAUGAGACAGAGGCAGAGAAAGCUGAGGCGCCAGUCAGGUCGGGAAACAGCAUCGACAACAAAAUCGCAAGAACGUCGAGCAAGAAUCUGCAACAAGCCCUCUAUCGACACCAAAUCCAAGGCCACUCCGUCGCCGUCAUCGCCAUCCGCUACUCCAACCGCUACAAGGCCGUCGGAAUUUUUGCUCUGUCCGAUCCCCUCCGCCCAGAAGCUCCCGAGGUUAUUGCGUCGUUGCGCAGCCUAGGUCUCGCCAUUCACCUUUGCACUGGUGAUAACGCCACUACGGCGCAUGCCAUCGCUUCGCAGCUCAAUAUCCCUCCUGAAAACGUCCGAGCAGGUGUUCUGCCGCAAGGGAAGGCCGAAUACAUUCAUGAACUUCAACACCCCGCCAAGGGUGUGAGGAAGCUGGUGGCCUUCGCUGGUGAUGGCCUGAAUGAUACUCCUGCAUUGACCGCUGCAGAUGUCUCCAUUUCGCUCUCCUCGGGCAGCGAUAUCGCAAUCAAUGCGUCGUCCUUUAUUCUACUAAACUCAGACCUUGCUGCGAUUCGCAUAUUAUUCACACUCUCCAAACGUGUAUUCUUGAGAGUUAAGAUGAACUUCUUCUGGGCCGGUGUAUACAACGUCACCCUGAUCCCAGUUGCAGCUGGAGUUCUCUACACAAUCGGAGCGACGGAAUACCACGCCGGAUGGCGCAUGAGCCCAGUGUGGGCUGCCGUAGCGAUGGCAGGAAGCAGCAUUAGCGUUGUGCUAAGCAGUCUGGCGCUAAAAUUGCCCGAACUUAGAUGGCCGUUCUAGAGCCUGAAGCCGGAUUAAGUUCGGGAGGAAGGAUUAGCUACGCGGAAGUAAGAGUGGGUUAUCAUAGCGUAGAGAGUUAUUAAGGAUUGUGGGAGCUAUUUUAUCAACAGG
Pseudogymnoascus verrucosus is the source of this 3845-nucleotide messenger RNA. RefSeq lists its product as uncharacterized. Gene Ontology annotation, cellular component: membrane. The record is from RefSeq and is a predicted model, not a curated record. The transcript has a single exon. Bases 222 to 3734 code for a protein of 1170 amino acids. Gene Ontology annotation, biological process: copper ion homeostasis; monoatomic cation transport. Gene Ontology annotation, molecular function: copper ion binding; ATP binding; P-type divalent copper transporter activity. NCBI's taxonomy places the organism in Eukaryota, Fungi, Ascomycota, Leotiomycetes, Thelebolales, Thelebolaceae.